CUUCCCUAUUGGAAGGCUGCGCUUGACGUACUGGUUGUUACGUCACAGCAUAUGGACUACUUGGUGAAGUACCAUGUUUCCAACCCCUCCCAUCCCGUUUACUUCGUCGUUUCUCAUCCCUUGUUUCUCUCUUUCCGUCAUCCCAACAUCUAUUGUUCUUUGUUCCCGGGUCCUAUUGUCACAAAAAGUGCCCAGCCUCCCGUUAAGCGUAUUAUACCCCCCCUUAAGAUGUGUGGUGUACCCGUUCCAAUCCCCUGGAUCUGUAUUCAAUGCGGGACAGACCAGAAUCCAUGUCACUGCAAGAUUGUGGGACCUACGUUUGGUUUUGUGUUGACCGUCGUCCUGGCUGUAUGUUGAAAAUGAGCUUCGGUUGCUGAAUUGAAGCUGAUUUGGAUAUGGUAGGUUGUCUGUUAUCCAGCCUCCCUCUUUUGCGGAUGCUGUGCGACGGAGAGAGGAAAGAAAAUGCUUGGUGCGCCAGUGGAAUUAGGUGCGCGAGCUAAUAAUGCAAUACCAUUUUGACCUUCGCUGGACGAGAGGGAGUGGAAGAGGAGGAGCAGAUAUUAUACAUGGAAUA
This is a messenger RNA of Amorphotheca resinae ATCC 22711, 574 nucleotides long. RefSeq lists its product as hypothetical. Bases 52 to 357 code for a protein of 101 amino acids. The transcript is spliced from 2 exons. NCBI's taxonomy places the organism in Eukaryota, Fungi, Ascomycota, Leotiomycetes, Helotiales, Amorphothecaceae. The record is from RefSeq and is a predicted model, not a curated record.